AUGCGAACGUAUGUACCUUCCAAACCUAAUCCACUUGGCCUCAAAAAUUUUAUUUUAGCGUCAUCAGAUGGACUUGUCCUUGAUUUUGCUAUAUACACUGGCAAAGGAACAAUUCCUGACAGCGAUCAAAAAGAACAUGGCCUGGGAGCGGGUAUACUCAAACUACUGGCUAGAACUAUACGCAAUAAAUACAAUCAUGUAAUUUACAGUGACAGAUUUUUCACCAGUUCAAAAUCUGUUCAGCUUUUACUAGACAGGAAUAUAUUUCAGACAGGAACUGUGAUGGCCAAUAGAAUAAAGGAAGUAGCUUCUAAGUUCAAGAGAGAUCAGGAGCUGCAGCGGGGGCAAUGGGAUGAGUACGUAAGGGAGGACCAGGAAAUUUGUGCCCUCAAAUGGAAGGACAAUAAAUCCGUCACUUUGUUAUCCUCAUGCAUAGGGAGCGAACCAGAGGGUACCUGCAAACGAUGGUGUAAUACAGAUAAAGCAAAGGUUAGUGUCAAACAACCAGCCAUCAUCAAAAGCUAUAAUCGCAAUAUGGGUGGCAUUGAUCUUUGUGAUAGAUACAUGGCAUACUAUAGGUCAAACAUCAGAACAAAAAAGUGGACUGUCAGAGUAUUCAACCACUUCACUGAUUUAGCCAUAAUUAAUUCAUGGAUUAUGUACAAAAGGUGUUGUCAAAAAGAAGGGAUACCAAAACAAAAGUGGAUGUCUCUCAAACUUCAGAAUUCACUUGUCCCACGACUUGGUAAAGUCUUCAAAAAUUGUAGACUCACUGGAACUGUCGAAAGAAAUUUCUCCGAGUGUGACACAGGAGUAUGUCAGCAGUUCUGA
Schistocerca piceifrons (Central American locust) is the source of this 831-nucleotide messenger RNA. RefSeq names its product piggyBac transposable element-derived protein 2-like. The coding region runs from base 1 to 831 and encodes 276 amino acids. Lineage: Eukaryota; Metazoa; Arthropoda; Insecta; Orthoptera; Acrididae. The transcript has a single exon. The record is from RefSeq and is a predicted model, not a curated record.